Sinocyclocheilus rhinocerous is the source of this 694-nucleotide messenger RNA. Its product is annotated as clarin-3-like. Lineage: Eukaryota; Metazoa; Chordata; Actinopteri; Cypriniformes; Cyprinidae. The transcript has 3 exons. The record is from RefSeq and is a predicted model, not a curated record. The coding region runs from base 1 to 693 and encodes 230 amino acids.
AUGCCGUCCUCAAAGAAACUAGCGCAUUUCUUGUCAAGUGCUGCUUUAUGUGCAGCUGGAGUGGCUGUAUUGGGUUUCGGGAUGUCGACGAACUGGGCCCAAGCUGCCAUGGAAUGCGCUCCGAUCGACAGUGAAGAGUUCAGUGGAUCCUCCAGUCUCCAAAUUGGGCUUUUCAAUGGCACAGAGACCAAAAUCGCCUGCCCCAGGAUUGACAAACUUGGAGUUAACGUGCCUGUGUUCGAACGGCUAGCGAAAUUAGCAGGGGCUCCCAUCAUCCUGCACGCUCUGGUUGUCAUCCUGUUGGCGCUGGCUCUUUUGGGGUCUGCAGGCAGUAUUCUGGUCACACUGUACAACAGCUUCAGUAACCCAUAUCAGACCUACAUGGGACCAAUAGGACUGUACACAUGCAGUGGACUCAGUGUAUGUGUGGCCAGCCUGGCGCUGAUUCUGUACGUGUCAAACGCCUACGUGGGCAAGAUGUUCCAGACGCUGGUGAAAGCAGAUGAAGCCAACGUGAAGCUGAAGGAUCCAAAAAUUACCCUACAGGUGGGGUUCUUCCUCCUGAUACCGUACAUCGGCGUCAACUUGCUGGCCAUCCUCGUGGUCUAUCUGUACGUCCACGCUGCGUACACACGCCGCAAAGAGCAGGAGAAACCAACGGAGGAUGCGCCCAAAGAGAUCAUGAUGUACUAAA